Symbiodinium natans is the source of this 3558-nucleotide messenger RNA. The record is from the annotation of a GenBank genome assembly. NCBI's taxonomy places the organism in Eukaryota, Dinophyceae, Suessiales, Symbiodiniaceae.
AUGGAUCUGAUAGCAGAAGCAGACCUCACCCAGGAUGAAAAAGAUAUGGCCAUUGAGGCGAAGAAAGUGAGGUUCAACACUGCCAACGGCAACACCACGUCAAAGCAAGAGAUAUGCAUGGAUAUACAAGGGAUGCCUGAGACGAUGAGGAUUAGAAUGCUCGAGAGUACUCCCGCUGUUCUAUCAAUGGGGAGGAGAUGUAUGAAAAUGGGAUAUUCAUUUCAUUGGCUGGCGGGUGCAAACCCCGUGUUCGUCAAGCCUGAUUCGAGCUUGAUAGUGCUAAAAGUCAUCGGGGAUAUCCCAUACAUGGUGGAUAGAAUGUCAACGGUUGUUAACGAAAGUGAGCGUAAUGACUAUCACAUCUAUCCUGCUAUGCCAGCGCCUCUUGCGAUUGAACUGCCCGUGCGAGGAAAUUCCAGUCCGAGAAGACUUGAAGAGAAACAGGAUGAAUGUAGCCCCAAAAGCGUGGACUCGGACACGGAUAGAGACACCGAAGAGGAACCGAUAGGAAAGGCCACCAACGAUGACGGGAGGCUACUAGACAAGUGGAUGUUAACGGGUAAUAAAGCGGUGUGUUUCCACAACAAGCCAAGAACGAAGACUUGCGAUCCAUGGUUUGAAACACUGAAAUUCCCAGAGAUACAUGCACUGGUGCCGCGAUUCGCCGAGAGAUGUAGAUCCAAACGUGUGUACAAAGAUGGCAAAACCGUGGCGGAAUGGAUAGACUGGGUGGACAAGUACAGUGAGGGAGAGAAUAGAGACGCGGAAGAGGACUUAUGGACAGGCAAGACCAUGUUCAAGAUAGAAGGGCUCACAUUCGAAGGAGCGGAUGCAGGAGAAGCGGUGCAGAGCGAUAGCGCGAAGGUGAGAAAACAUAUCUUGAAUAGAAUGGCUGCGGACGAAGACGCGGGGUUAGAUGACCUGACGAUGAUGCUGGACAAGAACAUCGGUGCCGGUGGCGAGGCAGAGACGCUAGUCGAGAUAGCAAGGAACGGACCGGAGAGGUGGGGAUACUCAUUUAUCAGUUGGGCCCAGAAGCAGGAAUGCCGGGACGACGAUAUCAUCAUACUGCGCGUGUGCAUGCUUGUGGUGAUAGGAAAGGACCCCGAGACGUAUUGGGAUGAUACGCCAGAGGGGGGAUACGCAUCAUUGUGGGCGACAGAAGAAUGGGAUAGGACGAGUGCCAUCCUAGGAACGAAGCUGUUCAGUUUUGAUCAGGGACCGAUGGGACCAGGGACUGGAGCGGCGAAUGAUAGCAGUGAUAGAAGCAAGGGCGAGAUGAGCGAAUCGCAAAACUGGGCGGAGUGGGCACCGGGAUUAGUGCGAGCCAUUAAGGCGGGACAAAGCGCACGCAAUAUGACGGAUGUGGAAUUUCAGCUCGUCCGCGGAAUGAAGAAGAAUCCGGAUGACGACCUAAGGAUCGCGGAGCAAGUCGUCGCUGUACCCGGCGAAGAAGAAAGCACCGAAAACGGAGGCGAAUUGGAUGUUGAUAUAGAUUUGCCCGGAAUAGCCGACGAAGAGCAGGCCAGAAGAGGAGUGGGAGAGCCUCAGAAGGAUGAUAGCGCCGGUGACAUGGGAGAAGUGGAACAAACAGAGGCAGAAGUCGGACCUGCAGAUCAAGUUCGAGUUGCGGAUAGACCUGGCGAAGGGAUAGGGUCGAGCAAAGCUGUGAGCAUCCGGAGAGCAAGAUACUCACCGGAGUAUGCAAAAUCGGCGGAACAUUUGCUCACGCAUCUCCCAAAGAACAUGCACUGCGUUGCUUGUCGACAAGGCAAAGCAAUAAACGUUCCCUUCAACAGGGGCGAAGGCAUCACCGACAAGGGUGCCGAGAAGUUCGGAGAGAGGGUCACUGCUGACACGAUAGUGCUUCGCAGCAACAAAGACAAGGGAAUCCGCGGAGAAAACAACGCAAUCGUGAUGUUCGACUUCAAGACACAGUGGAUACACUGCACGCCCGUGAAGUCCAGAGGAACGGAUGAGUUUGUGCGAGCUAUCAACGAGUUCCGAGGCCCAGAUAUGGUGGUGCAUCUGUACGCAGACGGAGCCGGUGAAUUCUCAAAAGCCUGCGAUAUCAUAGGAACUUGCAGGGCGACUUCUACACCCGGAUUACCCCGAACGAAUAGCAUAGCGGAGCUCAAGGUCAAAGAAGUAAUCUACGGUGGCAGGGUAUUACUGAGACAAGCAGGACUAGAACCGAAGUGGUGGCCAUACGCUGUGCAGACGUUCUGCUUCCAUAGGAACGUACAACAGGUGGACGGGGUAAGCCCGUACGGGAAAAGACAUGGCAACGAGCAAGACAAAGUGAAACUGAUUCCUUUCGGGGCACUUGUUAACUACCUCCCCAUUGCUGAAAAGCCUAGAAAAGCUGGCAAAGAGGACGCGGCCCUGCUCGAACGGGGGGAUCCUGAAAAUGACGCUCUUGAGAUUCUCGGAGCUGAUGAAGAUGUUUCGAGCAUGGCCUUGCCCUCUGAAACGAAGGAAACUAAAGAACAACGCUCGCAAAGGGAGGAAGAGCUGAGAGAGAUCGAUAGACGUGCGCUCGACAUGGUCAUGACGCAGGACUUUGAUGUGCAGCAUGCAAAGGACAUCAUCCUGAAGUUCACUUCGAUAGAAAAAGGAAUAGCGAAGAAUUCGCGGAGCAUGGCCACCGGUAGAGGGUUCAUAGUCCUGGGGCUGUAUGCGUACGGAGGAAAGAUUGGCGUUACGAAUAGUGCCAAAGAUUAUCCGGGGAUAGCCAUGGUGUGCUGCGAGCUGAUAGCAAAAUGCUUCCCAGAAGCUACUUUUACAACGGUGAUUGUGUCUGUCGGAACCAGGAUGGGGCCUCACAAGGACAAGUUCAACGAGAGUCAGACAUACAACUUUGUUGUGCCGGUAAGCGAGAGGGCGGGUGAAGCUAUGAUCUGGACAGAAGAGGAACAGUGUGCGAACGAGAGUGGCGACGCCGCCGGGAUAAAGAAAGAGGUGCUUCCGGGAAAAUGGAUAUGGGGAAGGACUCGGAAGGUUGAUAGUGGGCUAAAGUUCAAUCCAAGAGUUUGGCAUGCUACCGAAGAUGCCUUGGCGCCGGAGGAUAGAGUGAUAGCGGUGGGAUAUACCCUGGCAGCGGGUAAAAGGGCAUCUGUGGACGACAAGUGGAAGUUGAUGAGGCUGGGCUUCAGAUUGGAUGAGCACUUUGCGACAUUAGCGGAUGGCUUAUGCCAGGCAGCGUGUGCAGACAACGGUGGGGAUGGGGAAGAAUAUGUAGAUCACGACGCCGAGGAAGAGCAAGCGUAUGCCAUGGCAUCCAAGGCAAAGUUCGACACUCCGACAUCACCCGGAUUGUUCCUAGGUUACGCGCUCCAACCAGGGGGUGUUCCGAGCGGAGACUAUAUAGUGGUUGAGCUGGCGCACCUGUAUCACGGAUGGACGGUACCGUCGAUACACCGCGUGAAGAGGAUAGUACUUGACGAGGAGAUGCCCAACUACUUCCCGAUGCAAGCUGUGGCUGAUAGGAAGUCGAGAAUCAUGACAGCGACUCGAGCUGAUGCCCUGGCCAGGAGAGAAGGGUACGAGCCGAUGUGA